Coregonus clupeaformis (lake whitefish) is the source of this 2336-nucleotide messenger RNA. It is a transcript of the gene podn, whose product is annotated as podocan. The transcript is spliced from 13 exons. Bases 359 to 2167 code for a protein of 602 amino acids. Gene Ontology annotation, molecular function: protein binding. The record is from RefSeq and is a predicted model, not a curated record. Lineage: Eukaryota; Metazoa; Chordata; Actinopteri; Salmoniformes; Salmonidae.
CCUCUCUCUCUUCUCUCUUUCCUUCUCCCCUUCUUUCUCUGAACUUUCCCUCUCUCACUCCCACUCUCCUCUCACAUCUGGUGGGGAUCUGGAUCUGAACUGACCAGGGCCGGCCCUGGGAGUGACUGUGUAGUUACUGUGGCUCCUCUCUAUCCUGCUAUGGGACUGUCUCUGGCUGGACUGGAAACCAGACUGCACUGCCUCUGUCUCUGUCUCUGCUAACCUCCCUCUGUCAGAGAAGAUAAUACACAUCCUGUCCUCCUUCGCCUAACCAUCGCCGGGAGGCCUGCUGUUCUGACAAUACCUAUCUGACCGUUGGUGCUACCGGGCAGCUCAGGUAGCUGAGGUAGCAGCAGACAUGGCCAGCCCCAGGAGGACAUGUCUCCUGCAGGGCCUGAGUGUGAUGCUCCUGGCCUGGGCUCUGGUGCACUGCCAAGCCCCUCUGGAGCCCCAGGAGGAAGAGGAGGAGGACGAUCCCAUGGAGGAGACAGAGACCUUCCUGGUCCCGGCCGUGGCGAAGGUGGAGCUGGUGGUGUGUCCCGGCGAGUGUAGCUGUACAGAGGAGGGAGUGGUGGACUGUGCUGGGGUUGACCUCAUGGACUUUCCUAGUGAGCUGUCUGAGAGCACACGCAUUCUCUCACUGCAGAACAACCGGAUAGAAAUAGUAACUAUUGAGGACCUGGCACGUCUGCAGCAACUGGAGACACUAAACCUGCAAAACAACCGUCUGACCACACAAGGCCUUGAAGAUGAAGGGUUUACAGUGCUGGAACAGCUGACCUACUUGUACUUGGCCAAUAACAAGCUCACCACAGCACCCAGACACCUGCCUCCCUCACUGGUCAGUGCUGAUUUCGCCGCCAAUUCGCUCACAAAGAUCUACCCGUACACAUUUGGCCAGAAGCCAGGACUGAAGUCAGUGUAUCUCCAUAACAACAAACUGACAGAUGCAGGGCUACCAGAGAACAUGUUUAACGGUUCUGACAGCCUGGAGGUUCUCAUCAUGUCCAGUAACUUCCUCCGCUACGUCCCUAGGAGCCUUCCCUCCGCCCUCUACCGCCUACAUCUAAAGAACAACAUGCUGGAGAAGAUCCCAUCAGGGGCGUUUGACAGCCUGACCCAGCUCAGAGAGCUCUACCUACAGAACAACCUGCUUAGCAACGAAGGCAUGGACAACGAGACCUUCAGCCAGUUGACCAAGCUGGAGUAUCUGGACCUGUCCAACAACAACCUGAGUGUGGUUCCUCAGGGUCUGCCUCGAGGUCUGAUACUGCUACACCUGGAGAAGAACAACAUCCGCACUAUCCCUGGCGAUGCCCUCAUAGCCUGCCGUAACCUGGAGUACCUACUUCUGCACAACAACCAGCUACGCUCCCGCUCCAUACACCAAGCUGCAUUCCAUGGCCUGAAGAAGCUACACACCCUCCACAUGUACAACAACCAGCUGGAGCGUGUCCCCAGGGGUCUCCCCCGCCGAGCCAAGACCCUUAUGCUGCUUCACAACGGCAUAAACGAGAUCGGACGCAAUGACCUGGUGAUGCUUUACACCCUGACCGAGCUCAACCUCAGCUACAACCGCCUCACCAGCCCCAAGCUGCACCGAGAAGCUUUCAGGAAGCUGCGUCUGCUGGAGACCUUGGAUCUGUCAGGGAACGCCCUCCACUCCCUGCCCCUGGGGCUUCCCCGCUCCCUGCAGGUCCUCCGGGUGAAGGACAACCAGCUGACCUCCAUACCAGAGGGGGCGCUGCAGGGCAUGUCCAAGCUCGGGGAGAUCCACCUCAGCCACAACCAGCUCAAACUAAACUCCAUCUACCAGGGAGCCUGGAUGGAGCUCAGCGCUCUGACGACGUUGGACCUGUCCAGUAACCAGCUGUCCCAUGUCCCCUCUGACCUGCCUGAGUCUCUGGAGUACCUGUACCUUCAGUCUAAUCGCAUCAGCACUGUCCCUGCCACUGCCUUCGAGGGCACUCCCAACAUCAAGGGCAUCUUCCUACGGUUCAACCGUCUGUCAGCCAACUCUGUGAAAGAGAGCUCCUUCAAACACCUGACCAACCUGCGGGUGCUGGACAUUGGCCACUUGAGUCACUCCGGACCCUCCGGACCCCCCUUCGGACGAGAGGAAGAGGAGGAGGAAGAGAUGGAGGAAGUGGGAGAGGGAUUUGCUUAAUAAGUUUAGCCCAUGGACACAAGCUGCUUGAAUGAUCGGAACCAAAUGUUGCAGUUGUUUAGGAUGCCAUCCCAAAGUCCUGUUCUUUUGAACGUACAGAAAAAUGUAUUUUUGCAAUAGAUCAGACUCAAUUCUAAAAUGUAAAUUAAACUAUGAAUGGAUGGGGAAA